AUCAUGAUGUUGCUUAUUGGUCCAGUUGUGAGGAUUUUUGUUUUAUCUUCAGGUGUAAUCCAUAUGGAAGGCUACAGUCUUUAAUCUUCAUCAGUAAGUGUUUCAAGUACUCUUUGUGUUCAGCAAAUUAAACAUCUGAAACCUCUUAACCGGAGUUAGGCCUGCCAUAUUUUGCCAGUUAGAUUGCUGAUCUGCCUUUUAGACCUAUUAUUAACACCCUGAAGAACUUCUUUGCCCUUCUGAUAAAUUCUGUUUAUUCUGUCUGGAACGAACUGGGAGUAAAGACACUAAACAUUAAACUGGGUAGCUAAUGGAGGGUGAGUGUGAAAAUUUCAAAUGAAAACUUUAGGCUGCCAAACAGACUACCUAAGAAUUAUAAUUAAGGAUAAUUGUCUUAGCAAAGUAUGUCACAACUAUUUUUAAACAUGCAGGGGGUUUUGCCCUGAAACCUAUAACUGAGCUAUUCCCUUAACUUAAACCUUGGAAUGAGCAUGAUACCGAAUCCAAAAUUCUUAGUACAGAACCCAGUGUAAAUUAGAAGCCUUAACAAUUCAAUUCACAUUUUCAUCAAAAAGUGUUAACCGGCUUUUCAAUUUUAGGAACAUUUUAGGAAGCUUAGAUUCAAAUCAUUCAUUCAUUCUUGAUUUGACAAAUAGUCACUGAGUGCAUGCUAUUUGCCAAGUACUACUCGGUGUUGGGUAUACUGUAACAUGCAGAACAAAUAUAGUCAUUGACUUCAGGGAGCUUACUGUCUAGAGACGGAGACAGGCCUUAAACAGACAUUGAGCAAAUUAAAUUACAAGCGGUAGUUAUUAUUUGUACUGAAUCUUUCUCAGUUAGUAGCUGUGAUGACACCCUUCUCUUAGGAGUAUUCUGGAGAGAGAAUAUCGAGUUGUUGUUUAACUGUCAGAAACAAGUAGUUGUAGCUGGGAGACAUGAAGGCUUCUAUAAUGGUACACAUUCUAUAACCAUCACGAAAGCUAUCAUAGAAUUUAUUCCAAGAAGCACUGUCAUCUAUACAUGCAUGUUGAUGGGAUAACUUCUAACUAUAGGGUAGGAAUAUACCUUUGUCUUCUAGAACUCUCCUCAUGAUCAACUGAAAUACUAGUAGAAAACACACACAUACUACAACUUUUCAACUGAACUUUCUAAACUCAUUUUGAAAAACAUCAGUGUUCCAGCAUGCAAAUAGAAUGUUUAUUCAAUUAAACAAUUCACUGGGAAAUAAAGAUUUAUAAUGAACUUCAUAAUGCGCAUUUUAAAAUCUGCAUUGAAUUUACAUUCAAGUUAACCUUCCAUGUAAAUGCACAGCUUCUGUUUGCUAUAGUCCAGUUGAAGGUAUACAAAGUAUUGAGGACUUCAAAGGUAUUAUUCUGCUUAGAAGUUUAACUCCCCGUCCACCCACGUACAUUGUAACACCUCUCGAUGUGACUCCCAGGGGUCCUGGGGGCGUAGUGCUAACCAAAUUCGAAUCCACCAGCCGCUCCUUGGAAACCCUAUGGGGCAGUUCUACUCUGUGCCAUAGGGUCGCUAUGAAUCGGAAUCGACUCAACGGCAGAGUUUUAUGUGACUUCUAAAGUCCUCCAGCUCUCUUCAUCCCCAUCACCCAAAAAGAACUCAGCAGGUUUACACCGAUAGACUCAUUGACUUUUUUUUUCUACUUUUCUCCCUCCUUGGACUUUAAAAGUGUUUCCUCAACGAACAUUUGCCGUUUUAAACUUUUUAUCGCGGCUCGUUGUUGUACUAAACAUAUAUAUAUAUAUACUAGUAAAGAAGCGGGAGGGAAGAGGACGAGGAGCCAAAGUCCCUGCAGGACUUUGUGUCAAGGUCUCGUCCUCCUACCUCGCCGAAUUUAAGCACAUCUAACCCUACUGCUCCUCGCUUCUGACUCGAGGUGCUGCUCACUAGUUCACGUAUCCCUGUACAUCUGAGCGCCAUUAUUUGGUAUUUAAAUAUAUAUUUAAACCGUUUCCUCCUCCCCUUUUCAAAAAUAUUUGAAUAUGUUCUUUUGUGUCUGGUGUUAUUUCUGCCUCUGGUAACGACGCUCCUGGUAAAGAUGUGUAACCUUUAAAUUUAUUUCCUCUCCCAGUAGAGUUACAAUAUUACCGCGUCAGGUGCGAUGGUCCCCGCCCUCCAGAAGUUAGUACCGUACUUUGUGGCCAAGUAGCUUCUUUAACUUCCGAAAUCCCUGAGGUGGUGUCCUCACCGUUAGCUUUCCCAAGUUCCUACCUGUUGCGAGCACUUGGUCUGAGGGGAUGAAUCAGAUUUGUGCAAUGAGCCUCUCCUUCUCCACCCACCGUCCCUUUCGCUUUCCGGGGCGUCUCCGGCACCCACUUCACUCCUCCCAACCUAGGCCCGGAGGCCCGGCCACAGGCGGCAGGGAUCCCCUGCCGGGGACUGGUGCUGCUGGCGGUCCCCCGAGCCGGGAUGGUACCGAGGUGUAGCUCUACUCCCCGCAAAGCCAGCGGAGCGCGCAAGGAACGGCCUGAAAGAGAGGGCUCAGCGGCAGAAAAAAAAGAACGUACCCCGGCCGUCUGGGGAUGCCCUGAGAACCGGAGGGAGCCAUCUCAUCCCCGCCCAACACCAGACGAUGAGAAGACAACGAAAUGAAGUUGUAGUUGAGUUAAGGAAGAAUAAAAGAGAUGAACAUCUCUUAAAGAGAAGGAAUGUACCACAUGAAGAUAUCUGUGAAGACUCUGAUAUAGAUGGUGAUUAUAGAGUGCAAAAUACCUCUCUAGAAGCUAUUGUUCAAAAUGCUUCAAGUGAUAACCAAGGAAUUCAACUAAGUGCAGUUCAAGCUGCUAGGAAGCUCUUGUCCAGUGAUCGAAAUCCACCAAUUGAUGACUUAAUAAAAUCUGGAAUAUUGCCUAUCUUAGUCCAUUGUCUUGAAAGAGAUGACAAUCCUUCUUUACAGUUUGAAGCUGCAUGGGCUUUGACAAACAUUGCAUCUGGAACCUCUGAACAAACUCAAGCAGUAGUUCAGUCCAAUGCUGUGCCACUUUUUCUGAGGCUUCUCCAUUCACCUCAUCAAAAUGUUUGUGAGCAGGCCGUGUGGGCACUGGGAAAUAUUAUAGGUGAUGGACCCCAGUGUAGAGAUUAUGUCAUAAGCCUUGGAGUUGUGAAACCUUUACUUUCCUUCAUAAGUCCAUCUAUUCCUAUAACAUUCUUAAGAAAUGUUACUUGGGUUAUGGUCAACUUAUGCCGCCACAAAGACCCACCACCCCCAAUGGAAACCAUUCAGGAGAUUCUUCCAGCCCUUUGUGUUUUAAUUCAUCACACAGACGUAAAUAUAUUGGUAGACACCGUCUGGGCCCUCUCUUACCUUACUGAUGCUGGCAAUGAACAGAUACAGAUGGUAAUAGACUCUGGGAUCGUUCCUCAUUUGGUUCCUCUGCUCAGCCACCAGGAAGUUAAAGUUCAGACUGCUGCACUUCGAGCUGUAGGCAACAUUGUUACUGGAACUGAUGAGCAAACACAAGUAGUUUUGAAUUGUGAUGCUCUUUCACACUUCCCAGCACUUCUGACGCAUCCCAAAGAGAAAAUUAAUAAAGAAGCAGUGUGGUUCCUCUCUAACAUCACCGCAGGAAAUCAGCAACAGGUCCAGGCAGUAAUUGAUGCCAACCUUGUACCAAUGAUAAUACACCUUUUGGAUAAGGGGGAUUUUGGCACUCAGAAAGAAGCUGCUUGGGCCAUAAGUAACUUAACAAUUAGUGGAAGGAAAGAUCAAGUGGCCUACCUUAUCCAACAAAACGUUAUCCCACCUUUUUGCAACUUGCUGACUGUAAAAGAUGCACAGGUUGUGCAAGUAGUACUUGAUGGACUAAGUAAUAUAUUAAAAAUGGCUGAAGAUGAGGCAGAAACCAUAGCCAAUCUUAUAGAAGAAUGUGGAGGACUGGAGAAAAUUGAACAACUUCAAAAUCAUGAAAAUGAAGACAUCUACAAAUUGGCCUAUGAGAUCAUUGAUCAGUUCUUCUCUUCAGAUGAUAUUGAUGAAGACCCUAGCCUUGUUCCAGAGGCAAUACAAGGUGGAACAUUUGGUUUCAAUUCAUCUGCCAAUGUACCAACGGAAGGGUUCCAGUUUUAGAAAGAUGUUGUGGAAGUUAGGUCCAUGCAGCACUGAGAUAUAUAUAUAUACAUAUAUAUAAAAAGGUUUGAUCCAUCAAGCUUGUCUCAUGGGAUCUGCUGCUGCAUUAAAUCGGGAAAGCAAAUGUGAAGAUUUCAUUUGGAAUCACAGAAAAUGCCCAAAUGAGGUCAAGAUGGCGAGUGGGUGCGAGUGAGAAUGAGUGGCAGAAUGUAACGAAAACUUUACACGAAUGCUUAUUUAGGUUGUUACAAGUAAAAAGGGCUACAGGUCACAGAUCUUCAGUGCCUGAGAAGGAACAUUGACUUACUGUGUAUCAAUUGAGGGGAAAGUGCAGUACUGUCAUCUUCAAGCCUUGUAAGCAUAAAAGAGAAUAGGAUGCCGUAUAAGUCAAAGGAAAAUGAGCCCAGGCCUUGCUGUGAAGCAAUGUGUGAAUGGACAAUGUUGAAUGAAUGUCUGGCUCAGUGAUGGAGAGCCAGGUUCAUCUUUCAAAUCUAGGGCUCUUCACUCCUGAAGCAGACUCCUAGACCUGGAGUGACUGUGUACGAGCGUAUGGUUGUGGUGCUGUAUGUGAACGCAUGCAAGCUUGAUUCGCCUCCAGGGGGCUGAUAACAAACCUAGUAAAUCAUCAGAGUGAGAUCCUAAGUGUUGAUGUACACUGGACAUGA
Messenger RNA from Trichechus manatus latirostris (Florida manatee), 4749 nucleotides. RefSeq names its product karyopherin subunit alpha 4 (gene KPNA4). Gene Ontology annotation, molecular function: nuclear import signal receptor activity; protein binding. Gene Ontology annotation, cellular component: cytoplasm; nucleus. Bases 2591 to 4084 code for a protein of 497 amino acids. The transcript has 17 exons. The record is from RefSeq and is a predicted model, not a curated record. Lineage: Eukaryota; Metazoa; Chordata; Mammalia; Sirenia; Trichechidae. Gene Ontology annotation, biological process: NLS-bearing protein import into nucleus.